AUGUCUUCGUUAAGCGAACGUGAUAUAAAUGCAUUGAAAGAUGCUAUAGAUUUGUAUGAUACUAUGGGUGAUGGAAAAGUUGAUUCUAGUGCUUUAGCUGAUAUCCUACGAGCGAUCGGUGAGAAUCCUACAGAAAGCGAAGUUCAGAAAUUUCUUGUUCAACUUGAUCCUUCUGGAAACAAGCGUAUAACCCACGAAGAUCUUAUACCAAUUGCACUUUCUUGCAAGCAAAAAUCGAGGAAAGUUAAACCUCAAGAAUUCGUUGAAUGCCUCCGUGUUUUCGAUAAGGAUUGCUCUGGGAAUAUCAGUUGUGCUGAACAUCGACAAGUUUUGACUACAUUAGGAGAUAAAUUGACCAUUGAAGACGUCGACAUGUUGACAAGUGGUUUGGAACAGAAAGGACAAGUGAAUUACGAAGAAUUUGUGCGAAGUGUCAUGUCUGGUUGA
Messenger RNA from Xenia sp. Carnegie-2017, 447 nucleotides. Its product is annotated as myosin-2 essential light chain-like. Gene Ontology annotation, molecular function: calcium ion binding. NCBI's taxonomy places the organism in Eukaryota, Metazoa, Cnidaria, Anthozoa, Malacalcyonacea, Xeniidae. The record is from RefSeq and is a predicted model, not a curated record. The transcript has a single exon. The coding region runs from base 1 to 447 and encodes 148 amino acids. Gene Ontology annotation, cellular component: myosin II complex.